GGGAUGAGUUACGCGCCAUAAUUUUAGACGAGUCUUGGUGCUUUAAGUGAGAGGAGGCAGCAGCUGCGACCAUGCCGGCAGUGUUUGAGAUCCCCACUCCCAGCACGCAGGAGAAAGGGCCCGAACAGGCUGCGCAGGAUGCUCCCCAUGAUGAGGUGCAGUAUCUGGAUCAGAUCAGACACAUUCUGGAGCGCGGACACCGCAAGGAGGACCGUACUGGCACGGGGACCGUGUCUGUAUUCGGCAUGCAAGCCCGGUACAGCCUGCGGGACCGGUUCCCAUUGCUGACAACAAAGCGCGUGUUUUGGAAAGGCGUGUUGGAAGAACUUUUGUGGUUUAUUAAGGGCUCUACGAAUGCAAAGGAGCUUUCUGCCAAAGGUGUAAAGAUCUGGGAUGCGAAUGGCUCCCGGCAAUUUCUGGAUAAACUAGGAUUUGCAUCCAGAGAAGAAGGUGAUCUUGGACCUGUAUAUGGCUUUCAGUGGAGGCACUUUGGUGCAGAAUAUAAAGAUGUUCAUACUGAUUAUAGUGGACAAGGAGUGGACCAGUUACAGCAAGUCAUUGAUACAAUCAAAAACAAUCCCGAUGACAGAAGAAUUAUUAUGUGUAGCUGGAAUCCUAAAGACAUCCCGCUUAUGGCUUUGCCGCCAUGUCAUGCACUUUGCCAGUUCUAUGUGGUAAACAAUGAGCUGUCGUGCCAGCUGUACCAGCGAUCAGGAGACAUGGGCCUGGGAGUGCCAUUCAACAUUGCCAGCUAUGCCUUGCUAACAUACAUGAUAGCACAUGUUACUGGACUUAAGCCUGGUGACUUCAUACACACUUUGGGUGAUGCUCAUAUUUACCUAAAUCACAUAGAACCUUUAAAAAUUCAACUCCAAAGAAAACCAAAACCUUUCCCGAAACUAAAAAUCCUCCGCAAAGUUGAAAACUUAGAUGACUUCACAGCGGAAGACUUUCAGAUUGAAGGGUAUGACCCUCACCCCACCAUAAAAAUGGAAAUGGCUGUAUGAGUACAUCUGUUGUACCAUGACCUGAUAAUUGCGGUUUGUAACUUCAAAUGACUCUGCCCAAUGCUUCAGGCAUUGCACGUUUUGUGUGUGUAUAUAAAAAUAUGCUAUGACUAAGAUGUUUUAUGUAUUUGAGAAAAGAUGUACUCUUGCUUUUAGAAUAAUGAAAGCAUUAGUUUUCUUAAUGUCUCUUUUUUUUUUUUUUUUAGAAAUU
Messenger RNA from Spea bombifrons (plains spadefoot toad), 1218 nucleotides. It is a transcript of the gene TYMS, whose product is annotated as thymidylate synthetase. Gene Ontology annotation, molecular function: thymidylate synthase activity. Gene Ontology annotation, biological process: dTMP biosynthetic process. The record is from RefSeq and is a predicted model, not a curated record. Gene Ontology annotation, cellular component: mitochondrion; cytosol. The transcript is spliced from 8 exons. The coding region runs from base 72 to 1007 and encodes 311 amino acids. NCBI's taxonomy places the organism in Eukaryota, Metazoa, Chordata, Amphibia, Anura, Pelobatidae.